UCUGCAAGUAAGUUUUUCCUGUACAUCAACAUGGCGGCGUCACGGUUUCAGUUAGCUCUACUUUUUUCUGCUCUUUGUYUUCGAUUUUCUCUCUGCCAACUUGAUGCAGAUCAAAUAUUAUGGUCAGAAGAUUCGGCGUUUGAGUUUGGAGCUGCGAAGCCAUCUUUAACGGAAAAAUUGUUGGACAUUGACACCAGCAAAAAUAUCCUAUCUCGUUAUGAAAGCAAUACUCACCAAAAAGCUGUAGUAUUUGAUAAACUYCURSAGCCAUCACUCUUAAUGCUGAUCCGUGCUUUUCUCGGCAUUGAACUUGGAGGUUGGAAAUUCAGUUUGCACGAACCCUAUGAAGGCGGCACAGAAACACCCAGUGAUAAUAUACCUUGGGUUAAUGAGCUAGAUUGUAUUAAAUUUGGUAGUUWUAAUGCAAGUCGCGUGUUACAGAAGGCYAUCAUGGAUGUAUCGGGUUCCAAKGAUGUGUAUUUCCCRUAUAGAGUACGAGGCAAGAUUUURCGACGAGGAGAUGCAACAAAGCUCCAUCAAGAUGCAACUAAUGAGGAGGAUGAGUACUCUUUAGUGUUGUUUCUUAAUGAGCAAUGGAAAAAUAACGACUAUGGAGAGAUUUAUCUAUAUGACAAAGACAGAGAAAUCUUUGGUGGUUCUGUUCCAAAGUACGGCCGCGCAGUAAUAUGGCAAAGUUCGGCACCAUAUCUAAUGAGACCCCCAAGCAUGGCAUUUAAGAAAGGUUUAUUUKUACUACAUAUUCAAUUCACCAAGAACAAAGAUAAGGUCUUUCAAAGCCAGCGCAACUAUGAACUUGCAAGAGCUCAGCACAUAGUAACUGUAACAGGAGACUUUGUCGGUGCCAACAAGCCUGCACCAGCAUCCAUUGAUGUUGAUAGUAAACAAGUUGCCCAGUACCAGACCAAAAAUGGGAAAAAGAUAUUCGUCUUCGAUGAUUUAUUUGACAAGAAAGAUUUAGAUCAGCUUCGUGUGGUAAUACUGAAAUAUGGGCAAUAUUAUUAUGACGACAGUGAAGUCGAUGAUAGUGAUAAUGUUCAGUGGAUUGCAGGGUUUUCUAUCGAUAGUUAUAUCAAGAGCAGGUUAUGGACAAUAACUCAUAAGGUCGCAAGUCACGUGUCUGGAACAAACAAAUGGUUUCCGUAUGACGUCUCGUGUAACCUUAUAAGGAAUGCCGACCAUACUCGAAUCCACAACGACUGUACGUCGGAAGAGGAUGAAUGGACUUUCCUUAUUUAUCUAAAUCCGAACAUGACCCAAAAUGACUACGGAGAGACUGUCUAUUACGAAGCCGAUACGACAAAUCCCGAGAUUGCUGCCGAAGUGAGGCCGAAGUAUGGUCGAGCGGUAAUCUUUCAAGGUAUCAUUCCMCACUCGGCCCGCCCUCCAAGUACCAACUAYAGCUACGCUCGUCUCACGUUUGURGCAAAGUUAUCCGUCAACGAGUUUGUUGGACGCACAAAGUCUUUCAACGAAGAGAUGCGACAUUUUUCUGGUGUGAGGUACCAACAGGUUUCCCUGGAAAAUCGAGCAGCUGGUGGUGGUGACCAGRCACAAUCGAUUAAAAGACGAAAGACCAGUAAAUAUCCAACUGAUCAAGAGGACCAAAGUGAUGAAMGCGAUGACCAGGAAGAUGACGAGUAUGAUGAACAACAGCCACAAGAGUCUCAAAAACCUCAAGAAUCCCAGAAACCACAGCAGCCCCCAAAACCACAGGAAAACCAGGAAAUGGACGAMGACGAAGAACCAGAAUUCGAAGAUGAGCAAUUACAAUCGCUGCAAGAAAAAUUACAAAAGAUCGAGGAGGAUCCCAAACGUCCCCUAGAGUCUUUGCGCGCCCUGCACAGAGAACUGGUAGCUUCACAUGCUUUGAAUCGAGGUCUGSUGCGUAAGAAUUUGGAGAUGGUUCUGUAACGGUUUGUGAUUGGUUUAAAGAGGCAUGUCAUUCAUAAUCACGUGCCAGCAAUGCGAAAGCGUAAUAGUUGUUAAAUAAAUCUACGUGAUCGUUGAUUUCUAACCCAUAAAAUAAAUGAUGUAGAUAUAUAUUGACACCCGUCAAUCACUUUUGUUGGACAUCCCCCUCUUUCUCUCGUUAAAUUAAUUAGAAACUAUUUAUUAGGCAAACUCGGUCCUAGGUCCCUUUCAGCAAACAAAAUAGGAGAGGAUCUGGGAUCGAGGUUGGUAAAUCAAGUUUUUUUAUUUCACACUCGGAUGAAAACCACUCGUUUCUGUAGCUUGGCCAUGAUGCACUUAAAAAAUAGAUUAUUAUAACUUUUUAUAACACAAGGAAGGGGUAUUUUAACCCAAAGUUUCACAAUAUUUGUGAUGAUAAUGUAAAUCAGCCAUUUAAUUUAUUCGUGUAGUUUAAAGAAAUAAACGACCCAUGCGUAAG
Messenger RNA from Exaiptasia diaphana, 2410 nucleotides. RefSeq lists its product as uncharacterized. The transcript is spliced from 6 exons. Bases 31 to 1932 code for a protein of 633 amino acids. The record is from RefSeq and is a predicted model, not a curated record. NCBI's taxonomy places the organism in Eukaryota, Metazoa, Cnidaria, Anthozoa, Actiniaria, Aiptasiidae.